AUGUUUGUUUAUUUUUCUCUUCAGACUGAACCUUAUAUUUCUUUUUCUACUCAGUUGAUUCAGAAGAACUGCUUAGUGAAGAACCUGAAGAGGUUUCAGAAGCAGUUAGAAGCAGGAAAGCUUGAGGCAACAAAAUGUGCCUUUAUUCCAAAGACCUUCAAAAUGCCUUCAGAGCACUAUUUGUUUGUGGAAGAAUUUUGCAAGAAUCCUGGCAUCACUUGAAUUCUGAAACCAGUAAGUAUGUCACCAGGUGAAGGAAUUUUCCCGUUCUGAAAACUGAAGGAUAUCGUUGAUUGAAGAAGGUUGAAAUACAUCCCACUGAAGGCCUGGUUGUACAGAGGCGGAUUUGCUCGCUUUUCUAAUACACAAUUUACUCUGAAUAGCAGAGAUGAUCACUGUAUCCUACCUGUCUGUGUGUGCCGUAAAGAAGGGAUUCGGCUGUCCUGUCGCUGUUGCUGUCACCUUGUUUCUCUCCUGUCUUUUUUCAUUGGAAAACUGGAGUCACCAGAUCACUGGAAAUGUCAGUUUGACAAAUCAGCUAGGACCGAAGCUGAAACGUCAGUUCUGGUUUUGUUAGUGGCUGAACGUUGGCAGCCUUUCUUCUUCCUCGGCUUCACAGAACAUGUUCGUCUCACAAAUGUGGCAGUGCAAAAGACCACAUGUGAUUAUGAUCCCGGGAAGGGCUGCAAGGGGGUGAUUCAGCAGCUCGGACAGCACUCGACCGCCCAGCGCGGGGCAGGGUCGGUGGAAGUUCUCUUUGUGGAUACGGAGAAUGCUUUCAUCCACAGCCUCCAGAGUGUUCAGAAGGCGAUUAUCAGUGACAAACAGUGUUUUGAGCUCUAUGGGUACGACAUCCUGAUCCAUGGGGACCUGAAACCAUAAGGCUGCCUUCUGGAGGUGACAGCUUCACCUGCCCUCACUGCCAGUAGGCAGGAAGACUGUGAACCCAAGUGUCAUCUACUUGAAGACACACUUCAUAUUGUGGACAGGGAGGGCAGGCUGACGGGGAAGGAGAAGCGUGUUGGAGGCUUUGACCUGAUACGGAAUGACGGGCCUGUCAGCGGGGGGGAAGACUGGCAAGAGGAGAGCACACACCUUUCACUCGGGAGUAAGAGAACAAGAGUGGGCUUGUGGGCUUUUACGGGAUUAAGAGACCAAAAGCAGCAAACGCUUUCCAAAAGUGGAUGCUGCUACCAUGACAGGAAGAAACAACUGAAGCAGCUUUUCAGGAAUCUUCCUGCACAGCAGAAGGUGUAAUGUGAUGCCAAGCUUGGGAUGGGCGAGAUCACCAUGGGUGAAGUUCACUCUCUUUUCCUCGUAUCGGGCAGCAGCAGUUCCCACUUCUCUCUGCACACUGCUGGCUCAGCACAAGACGCUGGCCUUCUUGCUUCUGAAGCUUUCCCAGCUUGGAAGCUGCAAUAAGCUCAAACGAAGUAUCUCAUAAUGGCUGACACAAGACACAAGGGAUGCUGGCUUCUCGGCUGCCCAUCUGCACUCGCAUGGCUUAGUUCUGUACCGUGUAAGAAAAUAAAGGGGCUAAACACAUUCUGCGCAGCAAAACAAAGCUUUUAGGGAAGGCAGGCACCUGAUCCUCCUACUGCUACUACUAUGGAAACAUGUCAGAGCAGAAAACCUGUUGCCAUGAUACUGUAAAAAUAACCUCGCCGUCACGUUACGGAGGUGCUGACUGGCCGUACUACACAGGUUAUGUAAGAGUGCGGCUCUAACGCAGGGACUUGGCGCUCUGUACCGCCGCUCGCCUCCAGAAGAGAUGCAAUUUUCUGAAAAAAGCUACAGGCAAGAUAGUUCAGGUAAUAAGUCCAUGUUAUUUUCAAUCUGUGCAUCUGAAACUUAAGCCUGAGGUGGACAGCCUCGCUUCUUGCAGUUGUACAUGUGGGGUACGUGGCAUUAGCUACAGAAUUUUAUAACUUAAGCAAUGGUAGUUGGCUUUUUAGAUUUAAAGAAAUUGCAUCUCAGUUUUAAAGAGUCCGAAACAGG
This is a messenger RNA of Pygoscelis adeliae (Adelie penguin), 1998 nucleotides long. It is a transcript of the gene TTLL9, whose product is annotated as tubulin tyrosine ligase-like family, member 9. Gene Ontology annotation, molecular function: tubulin-glutamic acid ligase activity; tubulin binding. Lineage: Eukaryota; Metazoa; Chordata; Aves; Sphenisciformes; Spheniscidae. The transcript has 12 exons. The record is from RefSeq and is a predicted model, not a curated record. Gene Ontology annotation, biological process: protein polyglutamylation; microtubule cytoskeleton organization. Gene Ontology annotation, cellular component: cilium.